Molecule: messenger RNA, 492 nt
Organism: Acanthisitta chloris (rifleman)
Lineage: Eukaryota; Metazoa; Chordata; Aves; Passeriformes; Acanthisittidae
Product: vasotocin-neurophysin VT
Exons: 3
Coding region: 1-492 (163 amino acids)
Cellular component (GO): secretory granule; extracellular region
Molecular function (GO): neurohypophyseal hormone activity
Source: RefSeq, a predicted model, not a curated record
AUGGCAGAGCCUUCGCUGCCCCUCUCCUUCCUCUGCCUCCUCGCCUUGUCCUCUGCCUGCUACAUCCAGAACUGCCCCCGGGGCGGGAAGCGUGCGCUGGCCGACACAGCCCUCCGACAGUGCAUGCCCUGCGGCCCUGGGAACAGAGGGAACUGCUUCGGCCCUGGGAUCUGCUGUGGCACAGAGCUUGGCUGUUACCUGGGCACGGCGGAGACGCGGCGCUGCGCCGAGGAGGACUAUCUGCCCUCACCCUGCCAGGCUGGAGGGCAGCCCUGUGGCUCCGGGGGCCGCUGUGCCGCGCCCGGAAUCUGCUGCACUGCUGAGACCUGUGCGAUGGACGCAGACUGCCUGGACGAGGGCAGCGAUGGAGACCAGGAGGCAGCAGAGAAGAAUCUGACAGUGCUAGAUGGCUCGGCUGGAGAUCUGCUCCUCAAGCUCAUGCACUUGGCAAACCGGCGGCAGCAGCAGCAGGGCAAGAACCCCCUCCUCUGA